Molecule: messenger RNA, 756 nt
Organism: Caenorhabditis remanei
Lineage: Eukaryota; Metazoa; Nematoda; Chromadorea; Rhabditida; Rhabditidae
Exons: 4
Coding region: 1-756 (251 amino acids)
Source: RefSeq, a predicted model, not a curated record
AUGAGUGAGCUAGUAGCUGCCACACUUCAAUCAAAUACUGAAGAAGAAAGUAUCAAGAGAUUGGAAAAAAUUGACAUCCGCCGUCAAAAUCUAGAAUCCGAACAAAAACACGCCUUGUCAGCCCUGAACAGUUUUCAAAAGACAAGAGAAGAAACCGAUCAGAUAAACAAGUUCAAUGACUCUAUCGAAAUCCUCCGAGAAUUAAAAGAAGAUUUUACGGAAAAGUUUCGGGAAGUGUCGGAAAACUUGGAGUCAAUAAUUGAAGACGACAAAGAUGUUACUCAGGCGAAAGUUGGUGUGGAGUAUUUGAAUUUGAAGAUGAAAGAUAUUGAAAACCAUUUAAAGAUAGUAGAAACGAAUGGUUCGAUUUUGAAUAGUUUCAAUGGAACUGGACAGCUAAACGAGAAUAUUUCAUUAUCAAAGCAGUGGAUUAAUUUCUUUGUGAGAAAGAUCAUGGACGCCGAGAAACGGGUUGCCAUGAUUUCCCAAUAUGAAACUAUGUAUGAAAAUUUGAAGUUCAUGAGGGCCUGUGGAGAGGAAGAUGAGGCAGGAAUGGAAGAAAUGGUGAAGCAGUUCAAAUUACAAAUUAGCAUGAUCAAACCGUCCACUUGGGAACAAAAACAUGUUGAGAACUUGAGAAUUUCUAUCAAUAACUUCUCAGAAGAUGUCGAUGAAAUUGGAUUCAUAAACGCAAAUCUCGAUGAUGCUCUACAACAAUUGACUAGUAGUACUUUCAAAGUGCUAAAACUGGAAUAA